Messenger RNA from Clupea harengus (Atlantic herring), 9783 nucleotides. RefSeq names its product ectopic P-granules 5 autophagy tethering factor (gene epg5). The record is from RefSeq and is a predicted model, not a curated record. Gene Ontology annotation, cellular component: cytoplasm. Gene Ontology annotation, biological process: autophagosome maturation. NCBI's taxonomy places the organism in Eukaryota, Metazoa, Chordata, Actinopteri, Clupeiformes, Clupeidae.
CAAAGGCGAUAGAGUUCCUGGAAAGGAGCAAAACAAACAGUAGCCUACUGACAGUUGUAGCUUGCAAGCUAAGAGUAGGACAGCUAUAGUGGUGACAGACAAACAGACAGUUAUUGAUACCCUGCUACAGCUUGUUAUUGUUGGUCUAUAUCCGGCAUGGGCUAGUGGACACAUUUACUCUGUGUUAGGCUGUCACAGUUAUGCACUGAGAGGGGAAAGCUGCCAUGCUAACACAAGCACAGAGAUGGCUGAAGCUGUGAGACCAAAGAAAGCAAAGUCUAAAACAACUGGAAAAUCCCAGGAAAAGAAGCAGAAACACAUUGAAAGUGUAAGAAAAGCACCUGAUCAUGCUGGAUUAUGCGACAAGGCAUCAGCCCCUGAGUGCCCAGCACUGCCUAAUGGACUGGACUUCAUAGACAUCCCUCUCAGUCUGCCCUCUGAGGUCUCUUCUCCAGAGCCCCCGGACCUGUCACAGGCCUCCAGCACAGCACUGACCCAAGAGGAUCAUGUCACAGAUCAAGAAAUAGGAACUUCAAGCUCUAAAACAGCCGAAUCGCUCCCCGUCAGCGAAAACACAGAGAAAGAGCGAACCAAGCACAAAGAUGCAUCAGAGCCACAGGACAUCAAAGAGGACCAAUCGCUCGCACAAACAAAGCACAGACACAAUGAUUGGACAUUGCUGGAGUCAGCUGCCCAGAUCUCCAGUGUCCCAGCUUUGUAUCCCAUCCUCCCCUCUCCCUCUAUGGACGCACCACAGCUGUCAACUAUGCUGUCUGACAGCUCAGAGCUGGUGGUGGGCGCCUCCCUGCAGGCCGUCGCCAGCAUCCUGAGCGGCCCUCAGCUGAGGGACCCGGCCGUGCUUUCCCUGACUGAGCAGGAGGCCUCCGCCCCCAGCUUGGUCCCGGUGGACGUCGUCGAGGUGCAGAAGCCCCCGCGGCAAAGGCUGUAUCCGGAGCUACCCAGGUCACUGUGCAGUGCCACGGUCCAGGCCUUCACCAGCAAGCAGCUGCGGCUGUGGGAGCCGGGCUCCUGGCUCGAGAAUGUGGAGGUCCACGUGGCCGAGUUCGGGGGCCUGGCACACCAGGAGGGCCACGAGCUGCAUGAAAUGCUGCUCAACUACUGGCGCUGUCGCAAGCAGCUGACGCAGGCACAGACGGAGCUGCAGGCAGCCAACUCUGACUGCAAGAGCACGCAGAACCGACUGUGGAGCUUCAAGGAUGAGCAGCUCACCCUGCAGGGUGUGUGUGCUGACCAGGCCAAGGUGUGCGGUUACCACCGCUUCCAGAAGGUGGAUCUUAGCGAGGCAGUGGUGGCCGAGCUCAGGCACCAGUUCGAGGCCAAGGCGGAGCUGCUACACCAGACCGUGGCCCUGCACUCCUAUACCACCAUCCUGUCUCGCCUGCAGGUGGAGUCCUACCUGUACCUGCUGCUCAGCAGCAACCCCAUCACCAGGAACGUGGCUGUGCAGGAAACAAGCUCAGCCUGUCCCAGUGGAACAUCACAGCCAUCCUCCCUGAGACCCCUGAAGGAGAGCAUCAGUGUGCUGUUCAGUUUCACUCGCAGGGUGCUUGACGACUCACAAUUUCAGACAGACAUACACCUUUGGCUACAAAAACUGGUGUCGGUCCUGCACAGGGUGGGCGCAGAUGGGGAGCAUCUUUAUCUCCUCAACCACCUGCUCUGCUGUGCCUCUGGAGUUGGGAAGUGGGCAGUGCCCUUUCUACAGAUUAAAGUGCUGGAAAAUCCCUCUGGAGUGUAUCACUUCAUGCAGGCUCUGGCCAUACUGAUGUCUCCGGUCAGGAACCGCGCAGACUUCCUUUGUCACAUGAAGCCGUGUGAGACCAAGUCCCCCCAUGCCAGCCUCUCUGGCCCGGCCUCUGGGAACUGGACCCUGGUGGAUGAGGGUGGAGAGGAGGAUGAAGACCCAGACACAAGCUGGCUGUUGCUGUCUGAGGAUGACCUCAUAGCCCUUUUCUCUCAGUUUCCCUUUGAUGAGCUCUUCAGACAUUUGCUGGGCAUGUCAUCGGAAGGCAACUACCAGCCCCAGGCCACAACCAGUCAGAAAAUGAUGAAGAUAUUCGCCUUUGCCUCCUCUCUGGUUGAGCUUCUGGCUGUGGGCCUGCAGACCUACAACAGGGCUCGCUACCGGCAGUUUGUGAAGCGCAUCGGCCACAUGAUCAGGAUGACUCUGUGCUAUGUGAGCGAUCACUGGGCCCAGUACAUCAGCCUGACGGGAGUGGGCCGGACCACCAUGCAGGAGCAGUCCUUCUCCAUGGAGAAACUGCAGGUGGAGUUCGACCACCUGUUCCUGCGGGCCGUGCUGCACGUCCUCAAGGCCAAGAGGUUGGGGAUCUGGCUCUUCAUGUCGGAGAUGCCCUAUGGCACGCUGUCCAGCGCCAUGCUGUGGAAGAUCUUCUACAUCAUGCACUGUGCCGAAACAGAGGGGCUGGAUAGGCUCAGCUCCAGCCUGGGCGUGGAGCACUGCAUCCAGGGCCUCAGAGAGCCCAGUCACCAGGAGAAGUUUGAGCGCUGGCUCUCGGGGAUAAACAGCUCAGAUGGGAUCUGCCUGCUCACCACGUUUGCACACAUGGCUCAGCCCAAGCGCACAGACGCCGACCCCGAGUUUGUCAGGACCAUUGUGCUGGAGAUAUAUGAGGUGGCCUAUGUCACUGUUGCUACUCGAGAAACCUUCUCUAAGGUCGGGAGAGAGCUGCUGGCUGCCAUAGCGGCUGCCCAUCCUCAUGUCAUCUCAGUGCUGCUGGAACGUCUGGAAGAGACUAUUGAUAAAGUGGGCAUGGUGUCCUUGUACCUGUUUAAGGAGCUCCCGCUGCACCUGUGGAACCCUGUGGACAGUGAGGUGGGGGUGAUCCGUGCCUGGCUGCUGGACUUCGGCCUCCCCGCCGUGGAGAACAAGCUGGCCUGCAUCAUCCUGGAGGGACUCAACUGGGGCUACCACCCUAGUGGUUGUCUGGCCUUGCCGGAUGCCCUGCACUUAGAGGUGGCUCUGCUAGCAGUGGAAGCCUAUCAGAAAUACCUCACAGAUAAACCAUACGGGGGCAUCAUCUCAGAAGGCAUCAAACAGGUUUCCUAUCUGGCGAAUGUGGUUAGGCUGGGUCAGACCCCUGAGGCUUCCUUCAACCAGUGGGCCUGGGAUCUGGUGCUGCGACUGAAGCUCCAUGACCAUGAGCGCAAUCCCCAGAACGCCUGGAAACCUCUGCCCUCCAGUGCCCCACUGGUGCCGGAUGUCACGGACAUUCCCAUAAUGCACCCUGUGCUCAAGGCAGUCAAAGCGUACAUUCCCAUUGGCUGCUUUCUGGCCAAUCAGAUGACCACUACUGGCCACAGUUUGGAGAAGUUCUGCAGCCAGGGUAUUGCUUUGCUGAAGAUCCUGGUCCAGUCCCACCACCUCAAAGCCGUGGUGCACGUUCUGGACAACAUCCUACCUCUGGUCUACCCCUGCCAGUUCUACUUGCUCAAGAAUGAACAAUUCCUGAGCUGCCUCCAGAUGUUUCUACAGCUGGAUAGCGGGACCCCCCAGGGCGUGACCCAGCAGGUCACCCACAAGGUGGCCCAGCACCUCAUCGGAACUUCCCACGGCGAGAACAUCAAGCUCCUCAACAGUGUCAUUCAGGUCCAUAUCCUGGAGAGUUCUAGAGCUGGCCGUGUGGGAGCGGCUGCGGUUCUGGAGUUCUGGGUGCAGGUUCUAACGGAGCAGAACGUCUGGUACCGGGACAAGACCGUGCUCUACCUUCUGGAUCACCUGAGCCGGGCAGCUUUCCUGCAUCAGCAUGAGGAGUGCCUUCAGAAAAUUCUCUAUCAACAGCAUAAGAAUGCCUUAGGUUACCAUGGAGACAAAGGCCUUCUGUCAUCACUGAUGGGCUGGAUAGUGGCUGGAAAUGUGACCCCUUCCUUUAUUGAAGGCAACGCCAUGACUGAAGAGGUGUGGUUUGCUUGGCUGGUGUUGAACAUGGAGACCAUCUUCGAAGAGGACUCCCAGCUGCGGCGCUGUGUGGAACAUGAGCUCCUGUCAAGCCCUGCCAUACACCCAGACCAAGCCCUCAAGAAAGCUCAGGUGCGUCUGAAGAUUCACGUGGUGCCCUCCCUGCAGAGGAUGAUGGUCUACCGCUGGGCCCAGCAGGCCCUGGCCACGCCCGCCGACCACCCGCUCCUGCCGCUGGUCUGGCAGAGGUUCCUGCAGCUCUACCUGCGCCAACCUGGCCCAGAGUUUGGGCUGGAGGCAAAGGGCUGCAUUGGGAAGCGGUACUUUCACACCUCGGCCCACGUGUCCUUGCUGAAGGACCUGGCACAGCGGCUGGUGGAGGUGUCCGACUUCCACCACGCCGCCAGCAAGGCCCUGAAGGUGCCGCGCUCCCCCAGCGAGGGCCUGGGAGACGGGGAGUCCCUGCCCGGAACCCCAAUCACUCAGUGCAUGACCUCCCCUGAACUGCACAUCGAGCUCGUCAGGCUCUUUGGUGUCUUUGCCAUGUGGCUGGAUGAUGAAAACCUACAGAAUCGGGAAGUGUACCUGCCCUCUCUGCCAAAGCAGUAUGAUGCUCACAAGCUGGCCAAAAUCAUGCAGAGACAGCAGGAGGUGUGGAUGGAGUAUGUGAACAUUGAGCGUGUGCAGCACGAGCUGAACGAGGUGCUGAGUCUGUGGCAGAAGGUGAAGGAUGAGCCGUCCUUCCUGCACGCCACCAGCAACUCCAUUUUCACCGACUUCAUCAACCCACAGGCCGCGAGGGAGCGCAUCCUAACCAACCUGAGAAAGCACAACGCCACGCAGGCGGCCCUGGCAGUAGUGCCCAUGAGAGCGCCGGUGCCAGACGUUCCUACCACGUGUCUGUCUGACGAGGCCGCCUCCUCCGCACUCCUCCACGAGGCUCUCACCAAGCUCCAGCACCAGGCUAGACUUGCAGCGCUGCGAGAGACCCAGCAGGUGGCGCUGGACAGCGAGCUGCUGGAGCUGCUGCCUCAGCUCUACUGCAACCGCGAGGAGCAGCACAGCAUGCAGCUGGAGUGCAAAGGCAAAGGGGGCAAUCCCUGCCAGGGCCCCGCCCAUGUCAGCGCCAAGUAUGAGGGCAUGCACCUGCAGGAGCCGAUACAGACGCAGAUCCAGUCCCUGAAGAGCGACAUCAAGCAGCUGCAGGCGGACGCCAUCAAGCCCCCACCCCAGAGCGUGGCCGAGGCCGCCGUGCACACGGAGAACUUCAUCACUGCCCUGGUCAACGCUCUCAAGCUGCACCCAUCUCCGGCCGUGCAGAGGGUGGGCAUCGCCGCCUUCUACCAGGUGGUGUCGUUCGUGUGUGAGGACACCCUACGCCAUCCACCCACGCGUCAGUUCUUCUCCUACAGUGUGGAGAUCCUCGGCCAGAUGUUUAUCCAGGGCACUCAGACAGAGUGCAGGCGCAUCCUGAAGACCAUCCUGCAGAACCCCCGGCUCUGCAACCUCCUCUCGCCGUUCUUCACCCCCAACGCCUCCCCUGCGGAGCUGGUGCUCCUGUACGAGGAGGUGGUCAACGCCCUGCACGCCGACAGCGGGGACGUCAUCUUCAUGCUCCUCACCAAGUUUGACCUGAGCCAGUGGUUGUCGGGGGCUCAGCCGGCCUUCCCAGAGCGCAGCCGCCUGCUGGAGCUCAUCCACCUGGCCCUGGGCGCCUGUGGCCUGGAGCCCGAGCCCGAGGUCCAAAUGCCCUUCAACCUCUUCUGCGCGCACUGGACCCGCCUGCUGCGCCACCAGUUCCCCGACCACUACAGCGACUUCCUCAGGCUGCUCAUGCAGAGUUCCUCUGAGCAGCUGCUGAGCCCGGAGUGCUGGAGAUCUUCCCUCAGGGCGCUCGGCUGCUCCCCGCACCCACCCAGGAAGAAGACCGCUAAAGCCUCCACCUCCAGCUCCACCUCCUCCCCAUCCACAGCUGGCUCUGGGCCCGCGUCCAUCUACCUCUCCCCACAACAGGUGGACGAAACGAUCGAGUGGCUGUCAAACUACUUCCUGAAGCUCCGUCUCUCUAAGGGGGACUUCCGCAGCUUUGGGCUGCUCUCCAAGUGGGCACCCUACAUCGAGGAGGUGAAGGCCUUCCUGGGGUACCUGGUCAACUACAUCAUCAAUCAGGAAGUGAACAACUGUGCCAAGGAACCACUGGGGAGUGCAAGACUACUCAACAUUCUCCAGGAUCUGCAGUCUAAAAUGGCCAAACUCUUUAAGCCGUGGAUUCUGGUUUUAGACACCGAUGAUGCCAGUAAUCCCCGCUGCUACCCCUGGCUUGAGUCAGACACUGUGAUUGCAACUGGCCUGGUGGCCCUGUAUGCCCAGCUGACCGACACCUUGCAUGAGAAAUUCAAAGAUCGUUUGAUGCCGGGACAGAGGGGUGCUCUCUGGCUUCACCUCAUGCACUACUGCAAGAGCUGCACCUCCCCUAAGAUGCCAGAGUACCUGCUGUACGCCUACCACAGCGAGUACGGCCACCUGCUAUGGAGAGACCUGCUCCCAGACCAGGCCCUCAUGAGCCAGUUCUUUAAUGUGGAGCGGGGCAGCCCCAAGAGCUGCUUCCUGUUUAUGGGGGGCCUGCUGUGCGAGGUGAACUGGGUGAGCGUGCUCAGCGAAGCCCUUGGCCCCCAGCCCAGUCCUGAGGCCAAGACCAUGGUGGUCUAUCUCCUCUACAUGAUGGUGUUCCUGGCCAAGGAGGACCACUUGCUUAGCAAGCCUGAGUCGCCCCUGCUAAAUCUACUGGGACAGUCCAGCAGUCUGCCCUGGGACUUGGUGGAUCACUCCUCCUACGAGAACGUCACUGGCUACGUCAACACCCACUACCCCUCUUCCCUCAUCCUCAGCCAUGACGCAUCCUCCCAGCAAGUCGUCAAACUCCUCAAAAUGGCCGCCGGCUUCGGGCCCAGUCUGGAGGGCAAACAACACGGGGACAUGACGGCGAAGUGCCAAGCCUUCCUUCGCCUGAUGGUGCGGUUCCUGACCGCCCUGGACCAGAAUGGGAACAUCAGUCUGGCUUCCCUGGAGGUGGAGAUGGAGAAACUGCUGGAGUGCAUUGUUGUGUUCAACCCACCUGAGACGGACCCGCAACAGAGGCACAUGGCCACAUGCAGCCUGUUCGCCGAGCUCCUGACUCUUCUCAACGGCGCCAGUGUCUCCACGGCCGAGGGGCUGGGCGCCAAGCUGCACAGCUGGGUGGAGAAGAGGGCCCGCGGGCCGCUGGUGCUGCCCCUGCUCACCGCCGCCUGCCACUGCCUGGCCUCCGUCCGCCACAUGGCCCGCGCCACGGAGGCCUGCAUCCACUCAUACUUUGCCGACGGAGGUUGCCCUGAUCAGUACUCUGGCUGGGGUCCCAUUUUGGUGUCGUUGCAAGUGCCCGAGCUGACCGUGGAGGACUUCCUCCAGGAGAGCCUUUCCCUGGGGAGCUUCCUCACUCUCUACGUCUACGUCCUGCAGAGGCUCAACCUGGAGCAGACCGUGAUGAACGAGAAGAAGACUCUGGCGCUCCUGAACAACUGGCUCAACCAGGUCUUCCCCAGCGGCCCGGCGGACGAGGCCAAGCUCUUCCUGUGGUGGCACAAAGCCCUCCAGCUGAUCCAGGUGCAGGUGGAGCAGGGUGACGGGUGUGCGCUGGACUACCUGAUCCUCACCCUGCAGGGCUUCCAGGCCCGACUGGCCCUGCUAGGGGAGGAGAGGCUCAACUCGGGCAUCCUGGGAGCCAUCGGCCUAGGCAGGAAGUCCCCACUGUCCAGCAGGUUCCGAGUCGUGGCUCGCAGCAUGUCUGCCUUCCUCCUGGUCCAGGUGCCUUCAGAGAACCAGCUGCGCAUCCAGCCCAGCCCCAGCCUGCCGCUCUCUCCCAAAGCCCAGCAGGCCCUUGCUGUGCUGGAGUCCAUGUCUGCCAACAAGCAGUAUGCCGAGCUGCAGGAGGCCGUGGACCAGGCCUGCCAGUUCAUCAAGUACCCCGGGCACUGUCUGCGGGACAUCAACCGGCUCCUGGCUGUCCUCAUCAACUCCCUGUACAAGGACAUGAACUACCUGGACAUCAUUCGUUAGCACGCACGCACGCACGCACACACACACACACAUAUGAGCACGCAAACACAUACUCACAUAAAUACCACACACACACACACACACACACAGACUCUCACCGCCUUCUGGCUAGGUGGUUACACCAUUGACUGUGUGGCAGAAACUGAGAAUCAUGAGUGGGACAUAACUGGAUGGUGUAUAGUUCAGAAGAACUCAUCCAUUCCGUUGACAGAACCACGAGAAUAGGCCUUUUUUCACACCAUUAUGUUCUGCCGUUUUAGAAGAAAUCAGUCAGGCACUAAAGCUUGUGGCUGGGGUGCUCUGAUUCCUAUCCUUUCGUUAUGCACAGUAGAAUCAUCCCCUCACAGCUGUGCGUAGGCACGGAGCAGAGAUGGUCUUGUUGGCUCCUUCCCUCCCUGUCCCAAUGCAUAUAUUUGCAACCUUAUGGCCUUCAUGCUUGAAGAGUGUAGUAGGUUUGAUCAAGUUCUCGUGUGCUGGGUCAGUUUAGUUGGCUUAUUUUUCUUUGCCUUUCUCUCCCACUGUCUGCCUUCAUUUAGAAACAUUUUAAUGGGAAAUAAAACAGAAAUUGUGAAAUCAUAUGGACAAAAUUAAGGUUUGGACAGUUGCCAGUAAGGUCUGAUUGUUUGUUUGACCAUCAGGUAUUUGCACUGAAACACGCUUGCUGAUCUAUGCUGUUGAAAUUCUUUUUGCCAAACUGCCAUCAGCACUUUCUACUGUUUGCUAUUAGUAUAGUCAUACAAUUUUUAAACCCCCUUCAAUCUAGUGUAACCUGGGACUGUUAGAUGUGCCACAGGGGAAUAUCUUGGACAUGCUAAAUUCCACAAAAUCUUGAGGGCGGGGUGUUCAUAAUCAUAACAGGCUCCACCCAUCCUAAUUUGGGUCACUGGAGCAUGGCCUUGGUUGCAUAGCUACAGCAUGUUGACACAUCAUAGCAAUACUGCGUUCUGCCAGUGGUGCCCAGGCUCUUCUGAAGAGCCCGUUUAGGUCCUGAUAUGUAGACUGUUCUCUCUCUCUCUCGAUCUCUCUCUUGAUCUCUCUAUCUCUCUCUCUCUCUCUCUGUCACAUAUCGUACUCAGUUACCAGGCACUUGAGUAUGCUCAGAACUAUGAGGCAGCCAGGUUGUAAACUGUUUGCAUGCUUCGCGGGUGCUGUCAGAAUCAAUUUAUUUUCUCUUCCUUCAGCCUAUUUCGAGACGACUGAAUCAUCUUGAGUCAUGCCGUUUUUUGUCGUUGUUGUUUUGAAAUCGCAGACGCGCAGCAGAGCAGUGUGUCAUUUGAAAUGAUCAAUACCCUGUGCGUGCGCAACUUUGCCAAGUUGGGAUGUGCGGAUGUGAGUCCAGUUCAUCUGCUUAUAUUUAUAUCGUUUAUAAAUGUUCAAUAAUAUUGUUCAAUGUGAAUGAUGGUCCGUGUACAUCAUCAAAUGUGCUUGUGCACACACACACACUUCUACUGAAGUCCUACAGACAUGCUCACAAACGCUGUUGCACUUUUCUAGUCCCACAAGUUUGUCAAUCAGUUGCUUUUAAAUCAAAUUCCUUGUUUUAUUACAUUUUAUCCAUGUAAUAUAUGCAUUUGAGCCUAGGAUGUCAUAUACAUAAAUACAUGUGUAUGAUGGAAGCAUUGCGAUGUGAUAUCUCACAGUGUUUUACCAGCCUUAAGUUUUGUGUGCAGCCUCUUCUGGGUUCAUGUUGUCAGAUUGUUUGCACCAUGAGUUUCUUUUGUUCUAAAUACAUUAACCAAAAGUGUGAA